UUGAUAUAGGCGGACAGAGGCAUUUUGAAUGCAACCGAACAUCGUCGACCAUUGUGAUACAGGGUGUUCUCCGGGAAGAUUCAAAAGAAUGGACGUGUCGGUCUGGGAUGUCUCACAAAAGCAUUAAGUUGGAAGUACAAGCAGUUUCUAGUUCAACGUCAACCACAGCAACUAUAGAACCCCAAUCAACAACUACAACAACUACACAACCCCCAUCAACAACAUUGUAUUCUACUGAAUCAGUGGCUUCAGUGACCAAGGGACUCUCAACACCUGUGUACAGCCCCAGCUCCAGUGAGCAGAGAAUGACAUCUGUCACACAGGUUAACCUGACAAACAGAGAGGAGACGGAUGACACACAGUGGUACAUCAUAUUGCCUGGGGCACUGGGUGGACUUGCUGUGGUAUCUCUGGUCAUAUUCCUGGUGUGGAGAAACCGAACAUCAAGGAAAAGAAACCUACCACGAUCAAUACAGAAGUAAGUAGCUUCUUGUCAUAAACUUGAUAACAUCCCUCACUAUAACGUGUCCAAAAGAUGAUAUUA
Molecule: messenger RNA, 544 nt
Organism: Haliotis rufescens (red abalone)
Lineage: Eukaryota; Metazoa; Mollusca; Gastropoda; Lepetellida; Haliotidae
Exons: 3
Coding region: 108-482 (124 amino acids)
Source: RefSeq, a predicted model, not a curated record